AUGAGCAUCAUCAUCACCUGGACUCGGGACGGCCACAUUCAUGUCCAACUAGCAGUAAGGUCGUACUCUGCUGGGUACAGCCCCUUUGAUGAUGUUUUGAAAGCGGCCAUCCGCGACGGAGGCCUAAGCAAGGUGAUCUCGCUCCCUGUUCAGCAGUGGCUGUCCCGCAAUGUUCAGCCUGGACAGAGCAUCAUUUGUCAACUCUUUUUCGACGGUCGGAUCGGCUGGCACCACGCACAAUACUCACAGCAGGAGGUAUAG
This is a messenger RNA of Lasiodiplodia theobromae, 261 nucleotides long. Its product is annotated as Lysophospholipase NTE1. The record is from RefSeq and is a predicted model, not a curated record. Lineage: Eukaryota; Fungi; Ascomycota; Dothideomycetes; Botryosphaeriales; Botryosphaeriaceae. The transcript is spliced from 3 exons. The coding region runs from base 1 to 261 and encodes 86 amino acids.